UUUUUUUUUUGUCUUUCUUUCUUUUCUUUUCUCAUCUCGUUCUCUAUUUAUAUAUCAUGUCUGAAAACGCUUUUGCUGCUCUCAAGCUUACUCAAAACAACUCUAUGACUUUGGAAGAAUUCCGUUCUCGCAAGGUUGCUCUUAUUACUGGUGUUACUGGUCAAGAUGGUUCUUAUUUGACUGAAUUCUUAUUGGACAAGGGAUAUGAAGUACACGGUAUUAUUCGUCGUUCUUCAUCUUUCAACACUGGUCGUAUUGAACAUAUUUACAAAGACAGACAUGAUCAAGGCGUCAAGUUCUUCCUUCAUCAUGGUGAUUUGACUGAUUCCACUUGUUUGGUUCACAUUAUCUCUCAAGUACAACCCACUGAAGUAUAUAAUCUUGCUGCUCAAUCUCAUGUCAAGGUUUCUUUUGAUAUGUCUGAAUACACUGGUGAUGUGGAUGCCCUUGGUACUUUACGUUUAUUAGAUGCUAUCCGUACUUGUGGUUUAACUGACCGUGUCCGAUUCUAUCAAGCCUCUACUUCUGAAUUAUACGGUAAAGUCGUGGAAACUCCUCAAAAGGAAACCACUCCCUUCUAUCCUCGUUCUCCUUAUGGUGUGGCCAAACUCUACGGUUAUUGGAUUGUGGUCAACUAUCGUGAAUCUUACAAUAUGUAUGCUUGUAAUGGUAUUCUUUUCAAUCAUGAAUCUCCUCGUCGUGGACGUACCUUUGUCACUCGUAAGAUCUCCCGUGCUGUUGCUGAUAUCCAUUUGGGUCGUCAAGAAUGUUUAUACUUGGGUAACAUUGAUGCAAAGCGUGAUUGGGGUCAUGCCAGAGAUUAUGUUGAAGGUAUGUGGUUGAUGUUGCAACAAGAUCAACCUGAAGAUUUCGUUUUGGCUACUGGUGAAACUCAUACUGUCCGCUCCUAUGUUGAAAAGGCUUUUGCUGUCACUGGUCGCAAGAUCAUCUGGGAAGGUGAAGGUGUCAAUGAAAUUGGAAAGGAUGCUGAAACUGGAAAGGUGCGUGUUCGUAUUGAUCCCAAGUACUUCCGUCCUGCUGAAGUCGAUUUGUUAUUGGGUGAUCCUACCAAGGCCAAGGAAAAGUUGGGCUGGACCCGCAAGGUCACUUACGAUGAAUUGGUUACUGAAAUGGUCGUUGCUGAUGUUCAAGGUGGUUUAAACAAUGAUACAAACAACUAGGUCAAUCUCUCUCUCAUACACCACCUUUUAUAGUUUACCCAUCCUUCCUUUUUUUUUUUUUUUUUGUCUGAUUGCAUGUCAUCAUUUAUAUGUUUCUUUUCCCUUCUUGGUGUUUUUGAUAGUUAGUUAGUUAGGUAGUUUAUAUUGUCAGUAGUAGGUUAGAAAUUUAGUUGAAUUUUAUCAAAUAAAAAAAAAUCAUUAGUAUCAUUA
Messenger RNA from Halteromyces radiatus, 1391 nucleotides. Its product is annotated as GDP-mannose 4,6 dehydratase. Bases 57 to 1181 code for a protein of 374 amino acids. The record is from RefSeq and is a predicted model, not a curated record. Gene Ontology annotation, molecular function: GDP-mannose 4,6-dehydratase activity. Gene Ontology annotation, biological process: GDP-mannose metabolic process. The transcript has 3 exons. Lineage: Eukaryota; Fungi; Mucoromycota; Mucoromycetes; Mucorales; Cunninghamellaceae.